AUAGCUUGCACGAUAAACGAGCUUACGGUUGAAGGGCUGAUCCAGCUCUUAGGCCUGCCCACAAUGCAGACUACCAAGACGAGCCGGAAAGCGGCCUUCACUGGCAUUAAGUCGCGCGUCCAUGUUGUUGUUCUGCGGCCAGUACAGGCAUCUCGCGCUCUGGUGCCUGUGGUCCAGUCCGUCGCUGCAGGCGCGACGGAGGCAGCAAAGGUUGAUGGGCGGGCGCUGCGCCGUUCAUUGAACCAGACGGGUCGUUAUGUGCGUCAGCCAACCAAUGAUCCUGUCAGUCAGCAGCUUAUGGACGAGCACGGCGUGGGUUACUCCACUAAUGGCCUGGUUGCCCAGAUGCGGAAUGACGGCAACAUCUGGAAGCAGGGGACCGUGACCGUCAAGCUUGCGAAGGCUUACGGCUACUGCUGGGGAGUGGAGCGCGCUGUGCGCAUGGCAUAUGAGGCUCGUCAGGCCCACCCGGACAAGAAGCUCUUCGUAACGAAUGAGAUUAUCCACAACCCAGAGGUUAACAAGCGGCUCAAGGAGAUGAAUAUCGAAAUUAUUGAGGACGAAGGUGACGGCAAGGAUUACAGCCAGAUCGGCAACGGAGAUGUUGUCAUCUUCCCAGCGUUCGGUGCAACAGUGAAGGAGCUGAGCGACUUCCGCGACAAGGGUGUGCAGAUGGUGGACACCACUUGCCCCUGGGUCGCCAAGGUGUGGAACUCCGUCGAUACGCAUACGCGCAAGCAGUACACCUCAGUAAUUCACGGCAAGUACUCUCACGAGGAAACUAUCGCCACGGCGUCUUUCGCCAGCAACUACGUGAUUGUGAAGGACCUCAAGGAGGCCCAGUACGUGUGCGACUACAUCCUGCACGGAGGAAAUAAGGAGGAGUUUCUGGCCAAGUUCUCCAAGGCAGUGUCCAAGGGCUUCGACCCUGACACCAUGCUGGACCGUGUGGGCCUUGCCAACCAGACCACCAUGCUUAAGGGCGAGACAGAGCAGAUCGGGAAGAUGCUGGAAGCGACCAUGAUGCAGAAGUAUGGUCCGGCGGAGCUCAACAAUCAUUUCCUACUUAUGGAGACGAUUUGCGACGCGACGCAGGAGCGCCAGGAUGCUCUGUACGAUAUGGUGGCUGACCCAGAGGUGGAUUUUUUGAUUGUGGUGGGCGGUUUCAACUCAUCCAACACGAGCCACCUGCAGGAGAUUGCGGAGCACAAGGGUCUGCCGUCGUUUUGGGUGGACAGCGCGGCACGCAUCGACGUGGAGAAGAACACGGUGCUGCACAAGCUGGCGCACGGAGAGCUGCGGGAGACGGUUGGAUGGCUCACGCCUGGCAAGCCGGUGACCAUUGGCAUCACAUCGGGUGCAUCCACGCCGGAUCGUGCAGUAGAGGAGGUGCUGGCCAAGGUUUUCAAGAUCUACGACCCCAACUUUACUGGCAUUGCACCCAAGGAUUGCGGCCGGCUUGCCACGCCCGAGGAGCACUGAACGAGGAUUCAUCUGUUUUCAGGUUGCUAAUUGUCUGUUGUAGUGUGCCGGUAUCUUUGUGAGUUCCGUUGGUUGUAUGCGAUGCCUAAUGCUAGCGUGGACAGUGGUGUGUGCUUGUUUGCGAGAGGGGUUGUGUGCACAAGAGAGCAGCCAUGAGGGAUUGUGUGGGUUGCAGGGUUAGUCGAUAGCUGGCUGGUGGUAAUUCCUCAGCGCAAAUGAGCAGGUAAGAGCAGACGGUGUGGGUACAUAUUCACGCGAGCUGUCACGUAUACGUGUAAUUUUGGGUGCGCCAUGCGCAGGUGCUGUGCUAAGGCAUGUGCUACCGUUGCAUAUCGAAGGCCCUUUUGAAGGGCUUCUUUUUCUUUGUUUAUUGGUCCUUUCGCAAGCUAAAAGGACAGAGUUGAAAUUCAGACCUUGUGAUGAGCAUAAUAAGCUUUUACUAUGUCGGAUGCUUGGAAACGCUGCGAUACAUGUCCCUGGAUUUGCUAUGGUUACAAGCGGUGUAAAGCCCUGACCAAUAAUGCUAUCUGAAAUGCACGUGUAAGCAUUAAAUAGGGG
This is a messenger RNA of Volvox carteri f. nagariensis, 2040 nucleotides long. Its product is annotated as 4-hydroxy-3-methylbut-2-enyl diphosphate reductase chloroplast precursor. NCBI's taxonomy places the organism in Eukaryota, Viridiplantae, Chlorophyta, Chlorophyceae, Chlamydomonadales, Volvocaceae. Gene Ontology annotation, biological process: isopentenyl diphosphate biosynthetic process, methylerythritol phosphate pathway; dimethylallyl diphosphate biosynthetic process. Gene Ontology annotation, molecular function: 4-hydroxy-3-methylbut-2-enyl diphosphate reductase activity; metal ion binding. The record is from RefSeq and is a predicted model, not a curated record. The transcript is spliced from 3 exons. The coding region runs from base 64 to 1482 and encodes 472 amino acids.